This is a messenger RNA of Amoebophrya sp. A120, 1834 nucleotides long. The record is from the annotation of a GenBank genome assembly. NCBI's taxonomy places the organism in Eukaryota, Dinophyceae, Syndiniales, Amoebophryaceae.
AUGAGCGCUUUUCGCUCUACUCUGAUAAGUACCAGAUGCAGCAGUGUUGUUUCUGACAAAUAUUUACAGAUGCCGCUCCGCGUAAGGCGAAGCCCAAGAUCGAGAAGCGGGCGCCGGGCGACCUCCCUCCACCCAAGCGACAACGCAGACGAUCCAGGCUGUAGACGCGCGUGCGGAAGCCAUGUCACCAAAAGAGAAAAAAUCGACGUUUUCACCACGAUUUGCACAAAGCCGUAUGGCCCGAACUGUCUAGCGACAGCUCCUGCCUUCACUGCUGGCCGUCCGUCCACUCUGCAUGUUUGUAGGGAGGCAUGUACGCGCCACAGAGAUGUGGGUCGUCGCCCAUUCUUUCAAAGGUUUUCUCCAGCUGCCAUGGGAGAAAACCCUCUUUCCGAGGUUUUAUGUAUCUACCAUUCUGAACAUGCUUCUACUUCGUUUACUAUCUGUUGCUGCUCUCUCCUUUCGAGGAUGAAGUCUCACGCUGCGGCGAGUGGCUUUGCUUACCGUACUUCGACAAAAAGAUGUCGUUGUCUGAUUUUCUCACAAACGGAAGAAGUAUGAAUGCGGAUUUCGCAUUUGUUCAUUUUUUGUUUGUGUCGUUUCGCCUCACACACAUUCAGAAUUUCGUUUCCGUAGGAGUUUACUUAGCUGAGUCGCUUUCAAGUGUGGGCGCCCGAAGGGCUCGUCAAGUUCUUUCGGCGCCUGCAGAACACUUUCCAACAGCUACAUUCACAGUGAUUUCUACAAUGACUGUCGAGUGCUAUCGGCAAUCUUCCUUCUUGAUCGGGUUGUAGUCGUACAAAAUCAAAAUUUAUAGUAGAACCACUUUCUUGUAUCGCAAUUUUGUGUUUCUUUGUUUUCUUUUACUUUUUUACAGCUACGCAUAUUCAUACUAUCUGUCAAAUUGUUUUACUCUUUCUCCAGAUUAUCGUUGAGGUUGAGUUGUACGCAUUUUCGGCCCCUUGCAUUUUGGCAUUGUUGACGUGCCAUUUUUUCGCAAUUUCAUUUUGAAGACCCCAAUUACAGUUUUACAAUUGAUUCUGCAUCCUCACUGUUGACGCCAGGCUUAUCUUUUCGCGACCCCUGUUCUCUCUGUAAAGAUGAAGCGUACUUUUCCCGUAGUUGUUAUCAGUCUCACCCCUAUUUUGUCUCACUACUGUGGUCACACUCCUCGAAAAUUUCGUGCAAGAAGAACCACGAUAGUACACCAGCCUGGAAGCUAGCUGCCAGAGGUCUUCCGAGCAUCAAUAAUGUUUGGCCCACUUCUUCCACUAUGAGUAGUUCUAUUGCUAAGGCGGCGCAUACACACGUAGCUCUCGGCAGUGGGGCUGUAGCGGUACAACCAAGCAUGGGAAAUACGAAGAUGAAUCGGCGAGCUAGUAUCCUUGACGUACGUGUUUGAAAUUUGUACUGUCGCAAAGAAAAUCAUUGUAGUACGAGGAGGGUGAUCACAUAUAAUUAAAAACUUUGUACUUCUACAAUUAAUUACGCACUAAAACUAUCAGCAUUUACACUACAUGUGCAGUGCUUUCCUUUUUUUUUGAAAACCGAAACUCAGAGUAGAUCUGUAUUGUCACUGUGCUGUGCGUCCACGAAGAAGUAUCUUCACACACCUAAUUUCCUUUCGCAAAUUUUCACAGCCAGCAGCUCAGUAGCAGUACAUCCGUUCUUCUUUUCGCACAUUCUUUCGGAGCUCAACAGUGGAACACGGAUAAGGGAGAGGCACUGCACUUGAAAAACAAAAGCCGAGAAUUAUAAAUUGCACCAAAAAAAAGGAAAAAGUUAAAAAAAAAAAACCAAAGAACAGAGCCGAGCGCCGAGUGGGGGUUGCGGG